GCUGGCAUUGCUGUGUGUGUGUGUGAGUGCGUGUCGGUGCACGCCAGAUAGUGGUCUCCUCUCCUGCCAUGGAAGAGGGUCCGCUUCAGUCGGACAAACAACGCUGCAUCUCAUUAUAAAACUCUGAUCAACAGCGGGACUCUAUUAUUGAUUCUGUCGGGAUUUAACGCGCACGGUGCGCCGGUGGGAGUGGAUGCGGAGCGCAGCAGCGGUCGCCGCCGCGUCUCCAACUUGACCACCACCAGACAAUGGGAGCAGCUGAGCCGAGCUGCUGCAGCGCCAAGUACUAUUACAACUGCUCGCCCCUGGGAGAUAAGUACGAGGAGAAGAGGGAGAACCAGCAGCGAGAGGAGGGGGUAAAGAAGGAGAGGGAGAAGAGGAGGCAGACGUGUUGUACCUGCAGCAGCAGCGCCGGGACUCCCACAGCAGCCGAUACGCACAGAUCCAGAACGAGGCUCCGGCUGCCCCAGGGAUCCAUGUGAGACAUAACCUGCAAAUGUGACAGAAAGCUCUCCUCUGUGCGCGGAUUUUGGGAAUAUAAAACAUUCAUAUUUGUUUCAGCGCUCCAGGGACAGAAGGACGCAGGUUUCUGCAGUCAAAGAGGCAGUGAAGGAAUAUGUUUCAUUUCUCUGUUAACUGCGGCGGAGUGCACAGACCGGACCUCAGAGUCAUUGCGUGUAUUUCUUUCAGGUAUUAGCAGCCUGUAAACGGCUGCUGUUCUCUGAGACCAGAGAAUCCCCCUCCCCUCCAUUCUUUGUCCCCGGUUGUGCCCCCUUGAACCAAAACCUGGACGGGCUUCCUCCUUCCGAUCCCUCCGUGUGCCUCUGUCCGAGGUCCUGAACACAGUUUCGGCCUGGAUUCAGUGGAUUUUCUGUUUCGGCCGCGCUGGAGGAGUGAGAGCGGACACAGGCAUGAUUUUAUGGAGAGUGGAGUGAUGGCCAUCCCGCGGCUCGGCACCGGAAAACACGGGAUCUAAAACCCCCACGCACCCACAGAGAAGCAGGACAUUCCGGGCUCACCUUGGAGGUCAUAAACCAUCACCCCAGCUCCCCCAGUCCCUGCCACCAGACCUCCUUCUCAGUCUUUUCUGAAGAGCGUCCGGUUGGACACUUCACAACCCCCUCCAAAUAAAAUGAGACUGGCAAAAAUGUGCCGACUGAACGCGCUGGGGAUCUAUUUGUGGGAAACGGUUUUAUUUUUCAGCUUAGCAGCGUCGAAAGAAGCUGCAGCAAGGAAAGCUGCCUCCCCGAUGCCACCGUCUGAGUUUCUGGACAAACUCAUGGGGAAAGUCUCGGGUUACGACGCCAGAAUCCGGCCAAAUUUUAAAGUGUGGAACAAAGACCCCAAAGGCUCCAAAACUGAAGCUACUCACAAGAAAGGUCCUCCUGUCAAUGUAACCUGCAACAUUUUUAUCAACAGUUUUGGAUCCAUUGCUGAAACAACAAUGGACUACAGAGUGAAUAUUUUCCUGAGGCAGCAGUGGAACGACCCCAGGCUUGCUUACAGUGAGUACCCUGAUGACUCGCUGGAUCUCGACCCGUCCAUGUUGGACUCCAUCUGGAAACCUGACUUGUUCUUCGCCAACGAGAAGGGGGCCAACUUUCACGAGGUCACUACGGACAACAAGCUCUUGCGCAUCUCUAAAAAUGGCAAUGUGCUCUACAGCAUACGAAUAACUCUGAUCCUUGCCUGUCCGAUGGAUUUGAAGAACUUCCCCAUGGAUGUCCAGACCUGCAUCAUGCAGCUGGAGAGCUUCGGCUACACCAUGAACGACCUAAUCUUCGAGUGGGACGAGAAGGGAGCCGUGCAGGUGGCCGACGGCCUGACGUUACCUCAGUUUAUACUCAAAGAGGAGAAGGAUCUGCGUUACUGCACCAAGCACUACAACACAGGUAAAUUUACUUGCAUCGAAGCUCGUUUCCACCUGGAACGUCAGAUGGGUUACUACCUGAUCCAGAUGUACAUCCCAUCGCUGCUCAUUGUCAUCCUGUCCUGGGUCUCCUUCUGGAUUAACAUGGAUGCAGCGCCUGCCCGCGUUGGUCUGGGAAUCACCACCGUGCUGACCAUGACCACGCAGAGCUCUGGCUCCAGAGCCUCCCUGCCCAAGGUGUCCUAUGUGAAAGCCAUUGAUAUCUGGAUGGCCGUCUGUUUGCUGUUUGUCUUUUCGGCCUUGUUGGAAUAUGCCGCUGUGAACUUUAUUGCCCGCCAGCACAAGGAGCUGCUGCGCUUCAGACGGAGGCGACGACACAUGAAGCCUGAGUCUUGGCCUGUGUUGCAGGAGGAGGACCCGGGUGAUGGGCGCUUCAGCUUCCCCGGGUAUGGCAUGGGUCCUGCCUGCCUGCAGGCCAAGGAUGGGAUGGCCAUCAAGGGCAACAACAACAAUGCCCCGACCUCGGCAGCGCCCGAGAAGAGCAUCGAGGAGAUGAAGAAGCUAUUCAUCAGCCGGGCCAAGCGCAUUGACACAGUGUCUCGCGUGGCCUUUCCACUCGUCUUCCUCAUUUUUAACAUUUUCUACUGGAUCACUUACAAGAUCAUCCGCAGCGAGGACAUCCAUAAGCAGUAGCCAAAUGGAGGAAAAGGGCGACAGUGAUGUGACGCAAAGAAAGCAGCAAAACAAAUUAAAAAUAUGUGACAAAGAUGACUCCAAGGCAGAUAGUAUUGGCCCUCUUUUCAAGCCAUACCUCUUGUCAUCUUCUUUCACUCUUUUCCUUUUUGGUCAAGGAUUUGCUGCUUUUUGCGGCCUCCUCUAAACCCCACCUGACCAAUUCGUUUGAAGCUUUUAUUGCUUUUUUUCCUUCCUCUUUACCCUUCAUUCCCUCCUCCUGAAUCCCAGACCCUUCUCCUGUCUCUUUAAAGCCCCUUAACAGUCUGGACCAGUGCAAUAGCAAUGCAGUAAAAUGCAUGAUAUUUGAAUGUGGCAAUAUAUUGAAGAAGAAACGUGACAAAAUAAACAUGAACUUUCAAAGACACACAGAAACAUGUUUGGGAGUGAAUGGACUGGAAUAAAAGGAGACAAAAAGGUCUUGUAUUUAAUUUUAGCUUUUUUGUGAAGACAGAUAUAUAAUUGUAUAUGGAAAUAUGAUGUAGGGAUGGGGUGGGAAAGGUGCAAGAGGCCUACAGCAGUGUAAUAUACUUAUCAUUCAUAAUUGGAAAAUAUAUGGACCAUGUCUCCAAGGGUGGACAUCUGGAACAAAGGAUGUUUCACCUCAAAAAAAAAAGAAAGUAAGAUGGCGGUUUAGUGCUUCCAGUAAAUUAAUUGAUGCAAGGAUCAUGCAUUCUAUAUAUCUAGAUUUGCUUCAAACAUGUAUUGCAAGCACUUGUCAAAGCUUUCCUCCCUCCUGCUGCCAACGCCACAAAAAUUGCAGAGACACUUGAAGUUUGUCGCUGCUCCUGGAUUAUGAAAAUAAAAUGAAGACAAGACACAAAAAAAUACUGGACACCCAGAGCUGAUUAAUACCUGUGUGAUCAACACCUAUCAGUUCUUAAUAACGUUCACUCUGCAUCUUUGUGUGUUUUUCUUUUGUUUUUUGUUUUUUUUACUAUAAAUACUAAUUAAUAUAUGUGCCAACUAAACGUGUCACUUGUGGCUGUGCAACUCUCAUCAUCUCGGACCUUUUCUUCUGGCAGGAGGGCGAGCAGUUUGAUGUCUUUUGGGUUUUUGUUUUGAUCGAGAUUUUAGUUCGACACCAUCAGCCGAAGAAAGACCAGCUCGAUCCUUGACCGAAGUAAAAAAAAUGCAGAUUCUGAUUCAUUUUCCUUUGCUGUAUUGGUUGGGACUGAAACAUCCACAUGUUUACAUCUGAGUGCUUCCUUGCCUCAUCCCUGUCUCAAUGUGACACCAACAUGCUCCUCCUAUCCUGAUCCCAAGCAAGAGGACAAACAUCUUAAAUCAUACAGAUUAUAAAACCACAAAACAUUACCUCCAUCUCAUCAACAUGAACUAAAUGUAGCUGUGAACCUCAUAGAACUACAUCAUUACACGCAGAAUGCAGCAACUGGAUUUAUUUUACCACACUGAAUGGAAUUUGAUCAGUCAGGCUGGUUGAUGUGAUUGAUUGAUAAUUUUGCUUUGCACCAGGCUUCCCUAUGCAAUGAUCAGUAUAUGCAAUUUCGUUUUUUUUUUUUUUACUUCUUGAUUGCUCUUCCAUUUCAAGUAUUAACACCUUCACGAUUAUAGGUGAGAAUGUCGAGGUAAUGACCUCUUAAAGGCACUUUUGGCCCAAAAGCAUGCAGAUGACUGCAUGAAAAACUGAUCUGUAAAAAGAAAUAGACUCAUCCAAAUCUACCUGGAUAUUAAGGUUUUGCCCAAGUUAACGCACAAAAGAAUAUUAUGUUCACUAAGUCAUCUGUGUAGUCUACGCUGAAUAUUCAUAACGUUUAAAAACGCAACCGUUCUGGGAAAUUUCCAGUUUUCAAGCAAAGAAAAAUCUAAAAUUUACCUUAGAGAUGUACUGUUAAUGUUGUGAUAUUAUUUAAAAAGAGAUUUAUUUAUUCUCAUCACAUAAAAUGUAUUUUAGCACCUAAAAAAAAAAUGAAUAUGGCUCAUAAAUGUAUAAAUUGAGGCUGAUAAUCAUUGGCUUUGCAUCACUGGACAAGAACAGUAUGUCAUUAUUGUAUUUGCUUUAAAAUCUAGUUCUGUUGCCAGGUUUUCUUCGUGAAAAGUGAAACUAAUCACUCAUUGUUCUUAGGCUCUUGGUAAGAUGAGGAAUGAUACACAUAGCAUAUAUUUUGAGAACCAGCUUCAGGCACUUAUUUUCUACAUGAAACUGAAAAAACAGAGUGCCCUUGGAAUAUUAGAGCCUUUUGUAAUGUUCCUGUUAUGUGCCAUAUAACAUCUGGAGAAUAUAAGAGUCAUUCCUUAGCCAACCACACAACAUUUAUGGCCUACGCAGUUUUUUUUUUUGCAGAACCAAUUUUCUGAAUAUCCUUAAAUAGAUGGUGGUACUUUUUAUUUGUCAUAUCAGGAAUCUGAUUUAUUCCUGUAUAAAUAUAUAUCCUAGGCUUUGUGAAUGAAGGUAUGUGCGACUGAUCUGAAGGGCUAUGCCACUCACUGAUUCAUUCAUUCUGAUUCUAGACUUUAAAAUAAAAAGUGCCAUAUAAAUAGACAUCACCCAAAAAGCUAUGCAUUUCAUUCCAAAUACAUUGUUGUGCAACUUUUCAUGCUCAUUAUCACCUGACAGUUACUUCCUAACUCUUGGUUAACGUGUGUUUAGGUCAUUCAUCUUCAGCUGCUUAUUCAAGGCCAGGUUGCAACGGCAGCACAUUUAGCAGAGAUCCCCAGACGUCUCUCUUUGCAGCUACCUCCUAAACCUCAUCUGGGGGACGCCCAGAGUCAAGAAAGAUCAUCUCACUAGUGAGUCCUGGAUCUGUCCCAAUCCCUUAUCCCACCAGAAGCCAAAACCAUCUCAGUUGGUUGGUUUUAAUCCAGAGAAGUGAUGCCCAGGGCACCAUUCUAUCAGGGGUGACAUAGACACGCAUGUUAGAUGUUAACUGUGGAGUCACCUGAAAAUGGUUUUCUAUUGCUCAUUGUGAUGGACAGUCAAUGGAGACAUGGGUUUGUAGGAAAACAUGGCUAUACAACCUGGCUGGCUAAUGAUACAGAGGUUGGAAUCUGCGUAGUGAUCCACAUUCAACACAAAAUUUAAGGGUUAAUUUAACACUGUAUUUUUUAGGUAGUAGGGGUUGCAUUUGGUCAUCUCUAGCUCAGGAUCUAAAACACACAAAAAAGAAAGCUGGUUUGUUUUAAUUAGAAAUUCUUUAAAACACAGUUUGAGAGUUAUGAAACCUUGAUUCCAUUUCUGAACAAAACACAAACAAAAUGAACAGUUUUGACCCCUUAAUGACUGAAUUGAUUUACAACUAUUAUUAAAAAUGUAUUGUUUGUGUUUUUGCUGUUAAGCUGAUUCUAAAUUAAGUAAAGAUGUUAAUUUGCAUAUAGCACAACAGAUAUAAAUGUAGGUAUUUAGUAUGGAAGUUAGUUAAAUUAGGCAUUAUUGGGUAGAACUCCUACCACUACAUGGUGACAAAGUAUUUCCAUUACAAUACUUUAUGUGUUGAAUAUGUAUCAACAUGUAUUGGUGGUAGACUUUUGCCACUAUGGCUGUCGUGUGGUCUGAGGCAAAUUCAAGAUAAUAGUCCCCAAGUGGUUAAUGUCUUUUGGCGAUUAGGAGAACCUUAUAUUCAGACGAGCAGUAAAAUCUCCUUCAAAUUUGGGAUAUUUAGUGCUCUCCAAAAUAUAGUUAAAAAUCUCUCAACUUACCCAGAGUAUUCUGGGUAACGAUACAGAGUCUCCUCGUUUAUGCAAGAACCGCCAGUGUGCACAUAAAUGUAUUGAGACGUCACAAGUCACAGGAUUUUAGGCACAGACAUUUUUUUUAGAAACAACUGUGCUUCAAAAUACAUACAUUACCAAAGGCAACAUAUGCUGCAUGUAUGUUUUUCCUUCAAAGGUAAAUUCAGCCAUUCCACAGCAGAAGCUCAUCUCAGCUGCUUGUAUUCAAGAACCUUAAUCAUUACCAACAGCUCAUGACUGUAGAUGAUAGUUUUAUCACAGAAUAUCUAAAGCUUUGCCUUUUGGGUCUGGCUUUUUACAAAGACAGACUACUCUAAUCCACUAAUUGAUAUUCCACUUCAUUAUACUUUUAGUCUUGAAGAGAAGCAACAAAAAAUGUGUGCAGUAACUGAAUCCAUCCUUUUCCAUCUCUGACCCUGUUCUUUGGGAGGUGCUUGAAACUGCAAGCCGCUCCAAUGCCUGCCGGGGGCAGUUUUAAACAAAGUAAUUAAUUAGCAAGUUUUUCAGUUUCAGGUUAACCCUAACUGCAUCAAGGCAUUAACUUCUGAGCAAUCCACACUGCCGCCAUCAUAACAAAACCACCAUAAUCUCGCUAAAGAAGUUUUAUGGGUGCUCAAAAUUCUCAUGAAACCACAACAACAACCGAUAUCUGUCACUGAUAAACUGAAAUGUUUAAUUAGUGUGAGGGAAUGAUGAAUAUCAGAUACAUUCUGCAAUGACCUUUAGAAUAAACAAUAUCCAAAACAAGUGUCAUUGGGGAGUUAAAUUUAAGAAUAUGAAGUCACAAAAACAGUGUAUUUUUCUAAGCUCCCUUACAUAUUUUUCAACAUAUAGCUUAUUUGUGGAUGAAAGUAAAAAAAAGAAAAGUAUUAUAGGAUUUUCAGUGAAUCCUGAAAUCAAACUGUUUUUGCAAAGAUGCGACUUUUCCCAGCUAAAUGGUGUAGCAUAAAUAUAUUAUUAAAAAAUAUAAAUCCAUUACCUAAACGGCAGACAUUUCAAUCUUGAGCUCCUCUGGGACUACAGAAUCUAAUUCUCUAUCUCUGCUUGUAUUGAUGUCUCUUCUGCCCUUCUGAAUAAAACCAAAACCAGAGCGGAAAUCCUCAGAAACAAGCUCUGUCUCAUUAGGAACUAAUAUUUCCUUCUGUGCCAUAAACAUUCCAACUCGAAGCACUUCUGUUCAUGAGCCAGCAUCCAUUUUUCUGGAACACACAUACAUGUAUCUUCUCGUGCCAUAUCAGGUUGAAUAUGCAACCAAAAAACAAUGGAAAAAAGAAAAUGAAAAAUGGACCUACACACAUAUUAUGAAUUUUUUAACCAUGUUACAUGAUUCAUGAGCCUUUCCUCUAGUAUGGAUUUACUGUGCAUCAUAUCUCCAUCAUCGUCAGCCUCAUAUUAUUGUAUUAGUCAUUGAUUAUAAUGUAGUGGUUGGAGUUGCAAAAGGUAUAAUAUGUAAAAUAUAUUGGGUUGAUAUAGCAUCAUAUUGAAAGUGAACAAGAAACGUUCAUUAAAAUUUAAUUUCUAAACUGGAUUUUAAAGAAGCAUGGUUUGAUAUUUUCAAGAUCGAUGAUUUUGAUGGGGAUUUUUUGUUUGUAUGUUUCACCUGUAUUUUAGUGUAUGUAUUGUACAAUCUGAUGCUCAGAGGGAAAAUACAGUGAAACCUGAACUGCUGUGAAUUAAUGGAAGUACUAUGAUUAUUCAUUUAUUGGUCUUCUUUGCAAAGUUGGAAUGGCCUUAAUUUUGCUUUACCUGCUUCUAUUGUGUCUGGCACAAAGUGCACCUCUUUUUAAUUUGCAAAAUUUCUGAUGCUAAUUAUGGCGCUUAUAUAAGCUGAGAUUGCACAUCAAAGCAAGGUGAAAAAGUUCACCGAAUUCUUUUAUUUUUCAUUAAUCUGAGAAACUAUAUUUUGCAUGAAUAUAAAUAAAAAUGGCAGAUAUUUUGGCUUGUACAAAAAACGUGAAGCAAUUUGAAGAUGAAAAAAAGAAUGUACCAUUUCUGCUGUAUCUGUAUAUAUCUGAAUAUUUAUUAAAAAAAAGUGUCAUACUACUAAUACUAUUGAUGAUUAAAGGUUUUCUGGACAAAACUCUCCUUACCUGUUUUUGAACAUUGUCAAGAUUGUUGGAGUUGGAUCUUCUGCUUUCUGUUACUCGACUCAAGGAUCUGUGUAAUCAUUAAAGAAAAAGUAUUAAAAAUCGCAAACAAACA
Messenger RNA from Girardinichthys multiradiatus, 8494 nucleotides. RefSeq names its product glycine receptor, alpha 1 (gene glra1). Gene Ontology annotation, cellular component: postsynaptic membrane; neuron projection; plasma membrane. The record is from RefSeq and is a predicted model, not a curated record. Gene Ontology annotation, molecular function: transmitter-gated monoatomic ion channel activity; extracellularly glycine-gated chloride channel activity; glycine binding. The coding region runs from base 1133 to 2563 and encodes 476 amino acids. Gene Ontology annotation, biological process: chemical synaptic transmission; signal transduction; regulation of membrane potential. Lineage: Eukaryota; Metazoa; Chordata; Actinopteri; Cyprinodontiformes; Goodeidae. The transcript has 11 exons.